AUAUUCUGUCAAUGCACAGCUGAAAAUUAUUUAAUCGAAGAAUUCAGAAAUAUUUAAAUGCUGUAAAUUUUUUAUUGUAAUUUUCAUAAAUAUUGUUAAUCAGGAUUUAUAAAAUUAAAAAUAAAAAACGAUUGGGUGACGCCCUCUUUGGUGCACCACAGAAACUAUUUGAGAAUAUUAUUAUUGUUGAUGUUAUUAUUAUUAUUUCUAUAUGAUAUAUACAGAUACACAUGGGGGAGAGUAGUUUGUAAAUAUUACACAUGCAAGAAUAAUUUUCUUAUCAUUCUAGAAGAGAUAAUUGUGGAAUAAUUAAAGAAAGUUGAAUAAAAUAUGGAGGAAGGUCUAGGAGCUGUUGAAGACCUGUCAUUAACAGACACCAGUGAUGACGGUGAGGAAAGAACAGCCGCUGAACUUCUGACAGACAUGGAGAACGCCUGGAUAAACGAGAAAUUUGCCCCUGAAAUUCUCCCCCAUAAAUCGAAUCACGUCGACUGCCUCCUCCACCACAUCACCUACAUGGAUGAAAAUUUAAAAAGACUUCCAAGAGGUGAUCUGCGCCUGACAAUUCAUAAAAUGGAAAUCGAUAGAAUCAGAUAUUUAAUUUCAAGUUACUUGAGGAUUCGAUUAGAGAAGAUUGAGCGCAAUGUAAUCGAGAUUUUGAAGAGUGAGGGCCAGAGGAAUGCAGCGAGUCGUUAUUUAACGGAUAAUGAAUUGAAAUAUGCCAAUGAAUAUGCGGUGAAUAUGGAGACAUUGUUUAAGAGUCUAGUCCUUCAGCAUGUGCCGCAGAAUUUCCAGGAACUCGAAGUCGAUAAAUUGUCUAUUAAACCCCAGAUGAAUGCGCACGUUUUUCUACGGGCGAAUCGAACAAUCGAGGGAAUUAUUAUUCCUGGAACUGUUGACGAGGAGUUGGACUUUGUUCAAGGAUCUCAACACAUCAUACAAUACACAGCUGUUGCUGAUUUGGUUAAAAAUGGAUCUGUCCAGCUGAUAUAAUCAUUCCAAAAG
Fopius arisanus is the source of this 1005-nucleotide messenger RNA. RefSeq names its product DNA replication complex GINS protein Sld5 (gene Sld5). The record is from RefSeq and is a predicted model, not a curated record. Gene Ontology annotation, biological process: double-strand break repair via break-induced replication; DNA-templated DNA replication. Gene Ontology annotation, cellular component: GINS complex. The transcript has a single exon. Bases 331 to 993 code for a protein of 220 amino acids. Lineage: Eukaryota; Metazoa; Arthropoda; Insecta; Hymenoptera; Braconidae.